Entrophospora sp. SA101 is the source of this 1050-nucleotide messenger RNA. The record is from the annotation of a GenBank genome assembly. NCBI's taxonomy places the organism in Eukaryota, Fungi, Glomeromycota, Glomeromycetes, Entrophosporales, Entrophosporaceae.
AUGAAUUCUAAUUUAUUUGCUUUUGGAUCUAAUGGUAAUGGUCAACUAGGUAUAGGAAAUUUUUUAGAUUGCAAUGUUCCAACAACUUGUAAAUUUUCAAAAAAGAUUUUCCAAGAUAAUUACAACAUUCCCGCACCAAAAGUAAUUUCUGGCGGUGGUAAUCAUUCUGCUUUGAUAACUUAUAAUGGUGAAUUAUGGAUGACAGGCUCAGAUAUCGAUGACAAAAAACUAUCAAAGAAAGGAAAUCAAUGCUAUAAUUGUUUUCAUCAAGUUCUAACAGAUAAAAAAUGGAAGUUUGUUGCAUGCGGAUGGGCAUUUACUAUUUUAGUCGAAGAAAAUGGUAAUGUAUAUUCUUUCGGUAAAGGAUUAUUUGGCGAGUUAGGAUGUGGUGAAAACAAUAUUAUUAUUAACAAAUCAAAAAAAGUAGAAUCUAUUUCAUAUAUAGAAAAGGUUGUAUGUGGUUUACGACAUUGUAUUGCAUUGACAAAAGAUGGUAGUUGUUAUGGAUGGGGUAGUAAUAAGUUUGGGCAGUUAGGAUUAGGAAAUGAUUCUGAAGAAAUUUCACAACAACUAGGAAAAAAACAGCCUAAUACUUAUUAUAGCCCUAAAAACAUAGUAAUUUUCAAUGAUUGUUAUAAUUAUGAUAACAAUGGUUUGUUUAUAAUAGAUGUUGCAUGUGGGCAAAACCAUACCGCUGUUUUAACAUCUAAAGGAACAAUUAAUCCACCACCGUCGCCAUUAUCAUCUUCUGGAUGGUUAUAUCAGCCAAUACCAUUAUGUUACCUUCCAAAAUCAUCGCCAAUAUUACCAAAAGGUUUUAAGGUAAAAACUAUCGAGUGUGGAUCAGAACAUUCGUUGGUGUUAUCGAUUGAUGGUCAAUGUAUUUCUUGGGGAUGGAAUGAACAUGGUAAUUGUGGUGUAGGAAAUAACAAUGAUCAAUGGAGCCCGGUAAAAUUGAUUAAAUUCAACAAAGAUGAAUUUUUGGUAGAACAGAUUGGUUCAGGAUGUGGGAAUUCUUGGAUAUGGGCCAAAAAGAAAGAUAUCAAAUGA